GCUAUGGCGGGUCCGUGUACAUCAGGUUUCUGGAAGUGGACGGUCCUGGUGCUGAUAGUAACGACUGCAACUGUGACUGCUCAAGGAGGUGCUCCCAACAUAGAGCUCAUCUCUGCCUGGCCCUCAGCUAAGCUGUACUACCAGGAGACCCUGACCCUGACCUGUCAUGGCGACGGUGACCCCGCACCGACCUACAGCUGGACACGUGACUCCGGCGCCCUCCCAGCGCGCGCAGUGGUCGAUGGGAGUGCGGGAACUUUAACCGUUCCGGAUGCCACAGACUCCGAUGGUGGAGUGUACACCUGCACAGCGGACAACGGAGUUGGGACUGUGUCGAUGAGCAUCACCGUGGUUGGUUGUCCUGACAUAACUACCUGUGCAGAUUCUGUGUCCACUUGCCGGAGCUGGGCUGCAAGUGGAGAGUGUAGCACAAACCCAGGCUACAUGCUUCUCAACUGCAAACUCAGCUGUGACGUCUGUUUUCCAAACUUGGGGGCUCAUUGCAUUGGUAUCCGCCGCGGUCGUUCCUGGGAUACAUGGGAAUGCUAUGACGUCACGGGUGUCCCCGAUACGGUCCGGAACGAGCUCAGUCUGGACGAUUUCUACCAGAAAUACCUCCACGCCUAUGGUAUCCCCAUCCUCGGCUCUUCCAUCGUGCCGGACGAAGCCCUCCGGAGAGCGUGUUAUGACGUGCUGUUCAUGUUUGCGGACAGAAAGGACAUCAGAGACUCCUACUAUAACUACUACGGUAGGGCUGCCAUCAUGGCGGACACUGAGCUGACGUUGGAUAUCCCUGAACAUUCUACCCUUGACCCUCUGUUCAACACGCGGGCCAGGGGUCUGGCGGCCACCGUCAGCAAACCCGUGUCCACCGGGGCUGAGGAGAACGUGCUCUGCUACAGCACUGACCGGUACAAGGGUGAAGAUAUCUUCAUCCGUGAGGUCGGGAAUGGACUGGACAUCCUUGGGGCCAGCAGGGUCAUCAGUGAUUUCCAAACACGCCUGAAUACAGCAUAUUUCAACGCUCUGGCCAAUGGACUGUGGGCUAACACUUACGCCAUCGGCAACAGCGAUAACUACUGGGGGGAAGGUGUGCAGAGCUUCUUCAAUGUGAACAUGGAGAGGGACCCACCUGACGGGAUCCACAACCACGUCAACACCCGAGCCGAGCUGCUGGCCUACGACUCAGACCUGUACGCUCUCGUAGCUGACAUCUUUCCUUGUGGAAACUUUCCUGCACAGCGUUGCGAUAAAGACUAUGCCAAUCACACGUUGAAGAUGGACUGUUUCUCUGAGAGCUACCAGAGGACCACCGUGGAGGGGGAUGCUGUAUGGGAAGGGACACCGACAUCCACCCCUGCUGCACGAGGUACGACUUCAACAGCGUCAGCGGCCCAUUCCUCUACAGCUGCGACUACUCCAACUAUGACACCGUCGCAGUUCUCAUUAAAUCCCGACAUAAAGGUCAUCUCAGCCUGGCCUUCAGCUAACCUGUACCACCAGGAGACCCUGACCCUGACCUGUCAUGGCGGCGGUGACCCCGCACCGACCUACAGCUGGACACGUGACUCCGGCGCCCUCCCAGCGCGCGCAGUGGUGGAUGGGAGUGCGGGAACUUUGACCGUUCCGGAUGCCACAGACUCCGAUGGCGGAAUGUACACCUGCACAGCGGACAACGGAGUUGGGACUGUGUCGAUGAGUAUCGACGUGGUGGGCUGUCCUGACGUUUCUACCUGCCCAGACUCGAACCCCGACUGUCCUAGCUGGGCUCGAAGUGGAGAGUGUGACAACAACCCAAGCUACAUGCUAAACAGCUGUCGCCUAAGCUGUGGCGUUUGUUUUCCUAACCUAGGAGCUCACUGCAAUACCAAGCGCCGAGGGCGUUCCUGGGAUACAUGGGAAUGCUAUGACGUCACGACUGUCCCCGAUACGGUUAGGAACGAGCUCAGUCUGGACGAAUUCUACCAGAAAUACCUCCACGCCUAUGGUAUCCCCAUCCUCGGCUCUUCCAUCGUGCCGGACGAAGCCCUCCGGAGAGCGUGUUAUGACGUGCUGUUCAUGUUAGCGGACAGAAAGGACAUCAGAGACUCCUACUAUAACUACUACGGUAGGGCUGCCAUCAUGGCUGACACUGAGGUAACGCUGGACAUUCCCGAACAGUCUAACCUUGACUCAUCGUACAACACGCGGGCCAGGGGCCUGGGGGCUACCGUAAGCAGACCCGUGUCCACAGGGGCUGAAGAGAACGUGCUCUGCUACAGCACAGACCGGUACAAGAAAGAGGACAUCUUUGUCCAUGAGUUCGCCCACGGAGUGGAUAACCUUGGUGCCCGGAAGGCCAUCAGUGACUGGACAACCCGCCUGAAGGCUGCUUAUGACGACUCUCUGGCAAAUGGACUGUGGUCUAACGUUUACCCUGAAUUCACCAAAGAAGAAUUCUGGGCAGAGGGUGUGCAGAGCUUCUUUAACGUAAACAACGAGAGCGAUCCACCUGACGGGGUCCACAACCACGUGAACACCCGAGCCGAGCUGCUGGCCUACGACCCGACCCUGUACGCUCUCAUAGCCGAAAUCUUCCCCUGUGGAAACCUCAUUGUCAACCGCUGCGAGAAGGACUAUGCCAACUACACGUUGAAGAUGGAUUGCCUACCUAAUAACUUCUACCGAAGGGCCACAGUGGUAGGGAAUGCAGUCUGGGGAGAGAUUCCGACAACUACUCCAUCUUCCUCGCAAGGUCCGACAACUACCCCUGCGUCCUCGCAAGGUCCGACAACGCCCCCUUCUUCCUCGCAAGCCAUAUCUACGCUGGCUCUCAAUGAUGCUGGCAUUGAUCAUCUCACAAUUUCCUGGACAGUCGUGGGAAGUCCGCUGGUCUCGCGCUACAGACUCCGCUACCAGCCGGCAGACGGGUUCAGCUCGUACCAGGACCUGUACCCCGCACCGGGAGCGGACGCCGUCUCCGCCACCGUGUCGGGCCUGCUGCCUGAAACAAGCUACACUCUCACGCUCACUUCUUUUGGCGUUGACGAUCAGCCAAAUGGAGUUCUCAGCGAGACAUACACCACAGAUUCAGUUGUGGUUAACGUCGAGUGUGACCAAGACAGCAUGACCAUCUCCAUUCCCCUCGCGGCGCUGCCGGCUGUGGACGUUGAGAACAUGCAUCUUCUGGACCCCAGCUGUGGUGCAACUGUAGACGGAGAUGUCGUCAUACUGGAGACUAACCUGCAGGAGUGUGGGACCCGACAGGAGACCUCAGGGGAUGACAAAUUCAUCUUCUCAAACGAAGCCAUCGCCAACCAAGUGACUUAUGCGAACGGUGCAGUACGUAAACAGCCGAUAAACCUGCCCUUCCAGUGCGAGUUCCUCCGGCAGUACGAUGUUUCCCAUGGCGGGGCCAUCAUGUACAAUAUCCCGUCUCCACGUGUUCGAAUCGUUCAUGCGAACAACACUUUCACCAUAGAGAUGCAGAUGUACACGUCUACAGACUUCAGUGCAAGCUACGACUCCAUUGACUAUCCAAUUAAGGUCACACCCUCUGAUCGCAUUAACUUCGGCCUGAGCGUGACGUCAUCGCUAGACAACCUGGAGCUGUUCGCCCAUAACUGUGUCUCCACCCCCACAACCAACGCUAACGACUCCCCACAGGUCAACAUCAUCGACGAUGGCUGUCUGGUUGAUGAAACUCUACAGAAGAACAAUGAUCUCUCUAAUGACAAGUCCCUGUACUACAGCGUGGAGGCCUUCACGUUUCCCCAUGCUCUCGAUCCCAGCCUGGUGUACCUUCAUUGCACCAUGAUCAUCUGCUUUAAGGAUGAUCUGGACUCGCGGUGCAAGCAGGGCUGUGUUCCGGCCGCUAGGCGUAGGCGUGCGGUCAUGGGCGGGACGGAGAGCAGAGUCCGCCGGGAGAGCAGCAGGGACCAGGCGGUGCAAAUCACCGCAGGACCGUUCGAGAUGGAGGAUAAGGAGGGCGAAGAAACAGGAGCAGGGCCAACUACAGUUCCGCUGGGUACCGCAGUCGGAGCGUUCGUUGGGGUUGCCGGAUGCAUGAUGCUUCUGAACCUGGCCGUGGUUCUCGUGAAGAAACGGCGUGGCCUCACUCCGGGCAGCAAGAAGUGCGCUGACGAUGAUGGACUGGACAACUACGCAUACCACGCCGAGGAGAAGACCAACAAGACUGACGUUGCUGACAACAAGGCUUAAGACGUCGUCGGUCAACAAGAACCAUGGACUCAGAAUGCUUAUAAUAAGGACAUGUUGAUUUAAUAAUAUGGAUGAAAAUCUGUUGGAAACCUAAAACUGGCGCGGGCAUGCAAA
Molecule: messenger RNA, 4314 nt
Organism: Branchiostoma floridae (Florida lancelet)
Lineage: Eukaryota; Metazoa; Chordata; Leptocardii; Amphioxiformes; Branchiostomatidae
Exons: 27
Coding region: 4-4200 (1398 amino acids)
Molecular function (GO): protein binding
Source: RefSeq, a predicted model, not a curated record